This is a messenger RNA of Triticum dicoccoides, 468 nucleotides long. RefSeq names its product zinc finger protein 2-like. The record is from RefSeq and is a predicted model, not a curated record. The transcript is spliced from 2 exons. The coding region runs from base 1 to 468 and encodes 155 amino acids. Gene Ontology annotation, molecular function: DNA-binding transcription factor activity. NCBI's taxonomy places the organism in Eukaryota, Viridiplantae, Streptophyta, Magnoliopsida, Poales, Poaceae.
AUGUCCUUCUCAUGGGCUGGUGUUCCUCUGUGGUUGGCUAUAGCCGGUGGGGCCCACCCGCGGUGGACGUUGGAGACGCCGCUGCCGGCCACGGCGGCCCUGGUGGCCAUGACGCUGGCCCCCAUGAGAUCACCACCACCAUCCUCCUCCUCCUUUUGGGCUGAAGGAGACGCCGCUGCCGGCCACGGCGGCCCUGGUGGCCAUGACGGCGAAGCGAGAUCGAGGCGGCUGUUCUCGUGCCUCUUCUGCGACAAGAAGUUCCUCAAGUCUCAGGCGUUGGGGGGCCACCAGAAUGUGCACAAGAAGGAGCGGGCCGGCAGCUGGAACCCUCGCCUCUACCUACAAUCCGACCACGGCGACCGGCCGGCCACCGCGGCGGCAAAUGCGCCGGCGAGAUGGCCAAAUGCGCGCCUUGAUGACGACGGCGAGAAGCAGUUGCAGCAGCUUGAUCUCAACGUCAAGCUUUAA